This is a messenger RNA of Raphanus sativus (radish), 1384 nucleotides long. RefSeq names its product clathrin light chain 1. The record is from RefSeq and is a predicted model, not a curated record. Gene Ontology annotation, molecular function: structural molecule activity; clathrin heavy chain binding. Gene Ontology annotation, biological process: clathrin coat assembly; clathrin-dependent endocytosis; intracellular protein transport. Lineage: Eukaryota; Viridiplantae; Streptophyta; Magnoliopsida; Brassicales; Brassicaceae. The transcript has 3 exons. The coding region runs from base 81 to 1058 and encodes 325 amino acids. Gene Ontology annotation, cellular component: clathrin coat of coated pit; plasma membrane; clathrin coat of trans-Golgi network vesicle.
UUCUUGUAAAAUCAAAGCACCGAUCGAUCAUUUCAUAAAGUCAAGAGAAAGAAGCAAAAACUCAUCUUUUGCAUUUUGCCAUGGCGACGACUUUCGAAGACGGAGACUUCCCGGCGGCGGCUCAGACCCAUUCUCCGACCGAACACGACGAUUCAUUCAUGAGCUACGAAAACUUCUCCUCCGAAGCCCCACCGCCAUCUGGUGGUGGCUUCUCCUCCUUCAACGGUGACGGAUCUGAAAAUCCCGCCUCUCCCAACAACGGCUACGGAUUCGCCGCCGCUGAUGCUUCCUCCCCAAACGGAAACGGCGACGCGAUCUUCGCCUCCGACGGGCCCACUCUUCCAGAUCCGAACGAGAUGCGGGAAGAGGGUUUCCAACGCCGUGAGUGGCGCCGUCAAAACGCACUUCACCUGGAGGAGAAGGAAAAGAAGGAGAAGGAAAUGCGGAAUCAGAUCAUAGCUGAAGCUGAAGAGUACAAGAAGGCUUUCUAUGAGAAGCGAGAGAAGACCAUCGAGACCAACAAGGCUGAUAACCGCGAACGCGAGAAGCUGUAUUGGGUGAACCAAGAGAAGUUCCACAAAGAAGUUGACAAGCACUACUGGAAAGCGAUCGCGGAGCUGAUCCCGCGUGAGGUUCCCAACAUUGAGAAGAAGAGAGGGAAAAAGGAUCCCGACAAGAAACCUUCAGUGAAUGUUAUCCAGGGCCCUAAACCUGGGAAGCCUACUGAUCUAGGGAGAAUGAGGCAGAUAUUCUUGAAGCUCAAGACUAAUCCACCACCCCACAUGAUGCCUCCUCCUCCUCCAGCCAAGGACGCGAAAGAUGCCAAAGAUGGUAAAGAUGCAAAAGGUGAGAAGAAGGACGCCAAAGAUGUCAAAGAUGGAAAACCCGCCGCAGAGACAAAGGCGGCAGAGGAAAAACCUGCAUCACCUGCCAAGGACGCAAGUGCUGAAACAACAGCGAAACCUGAGGCUGCCACUGCUGCUGCUGCUGCUGCUGCUGCUGGCUCGGGAGAGGGGGAAAAGCCUGUGGCUGAGGCUGAAGGAGCCAAGGCAGAGUGAAAGAAAAGGGUGUGUUAGCAUUACUGUUGGAGGGGGGGGUUGGGGGGAUAAAUUGGUAUUGGAGUUACAGUAGCUGCGGGGCAAAAUAAGAAGAGGUUAACAUGUGCACAUAGAAGCUCUAUUGGGGGAUCUCUAUGGCACACCAUUUCUUCUUCUGGAGAGAGAAAGAGAUAAUCUUAGUCCUUCCUUUUGGUUUUCUAUUUUUAUUCAUUAUUUCUUUUGUUGUGCAAAAUUUGGUGAUGAGGAUAUUGUCUGGGAUUAUUCAUUUUACUUCCACGUUAUUACAUUUUUAUAAGACUUGAGAAAUACAGUUACAGGUUGUCGGA